Salvia splendens (bonfire salvia) is the source of this 3683-nucleotide messenger RNA. RefSeq names its product DNA repair protein REV1-like. Lineage: Eukaryota; Viridiplantae; Streptophyta; Magnoliopsida; Lamiales; Lamiaceae. The record is from RefSeq and is a predicted model, not a curated record. The coding region runs from base 179 to 3499 and encodes 1106 amino acids. Gene Ontology annotation, molecular function: DNA-directed DNA polymerase activity; deoxycytidyl transferase activity; damaged DNA binding. The transcript is spliced from 24 exons. Gene Ontology annotation, cellular component: nucleus. Gene Ontology annotation, biological process: error-prone translesion synthesis; error-free translesion synthesis.
AAAAUUUUUCUACUGUGUCUACAUUUGACACAAAUCACGACGUCACCGCUUUGCCGCGUCAUUUAAAUUCUUCCCCUCCAAGUUUCACUUUCUUAUAUAAAUCCUUCGCGAAAACAUUUCUCGAUUUUUCACAAUUCAAAUUUGCACUCGAGUUUUUCCAGUGUCUUUUGCGGUAGUGAUGAGUUCCAAUUCGGGUUCCAAAUCGAAACGGAGUUUGAAUUCGACGUCUUCAAACCCUUCUUCAUCCGAUGGCAAGAGGAAAAAAACCGCUCAGAAAACCCUCGGCAUGGCUUGGGGAGCGAAUUCUCGUUCCGCCUUCCGCAAGUCACCAUUCACCGAUGUUGGCAGUUACAUGGCUGUGAAGAAUCAGAAAUUACAGGAGCAGUUUGCUGCUGCUGCUUCAAGCUCUUCAUGCAGUGGGUCCAGUUCGGGGAAUAUAUUUUCUGGGGUGUCAAUUUUUGUUGAUGGAUAUACUGUUCCCUCAAGUCAGGAGCUCCGAGGAUAUAUGUUGAAGUAUGGAGGUCGCUUUGAAAAUUAUUUUUCAAGGCAUCGGGUCACACAUAUAAUUUGCAGCAAUCUCCCUGACAGUAAAAUCAAGAAUUUGAGGUCAUUUAGCGGUGGGCUUCCAAUUGUUAAACCUGCGUGGCUACUGGAAUCUGUUGCUGCUAAUAAACUUCUUAGUUGGACUCCUUAUCAACUUGAUCAACUUGCUGCUGAAAAUUAUAACCAAGCAAAGUUGUCUUCCUUCUUCACUCUCCAAUACAACGAAGCACCAAAGAUUGCAAAUAAUUCUGUUGAUGAUAGUAAUAAUCAAUUAGUUAUUAGAAAGGAUGAAGGUCGUGCCUCUUUAGAACAAGCAGAAAGCUGCAAUGAAGAAGAGAUUGACCUUUUGCAACUUAAGACUGAUAGGGUGAUGUCUGAAGGGCCAUCGUGCAGUGUAGAAAGUUCAUGUGAAGUAAAAGGUCUUGAGCAGAGUGAUUGUUCACCUUCAGAUAUGAAAAUUUCUGAUUUGGAGUACAGGUCUAGUCCAUGCAAGGCUACUGUUACUCAUUGCAGCAAUAGCUUGGAUAAUUAUAACUCUUGUGAAGCUUCAAGCUCAAGAAACUGUCUGCCCACAAAUCAACUCCACUCAACACUCUCAGAUCCCAAUUUUGUGGAAAAUUAUUUUAAGAGUUCCAGACUGCAUUUUAUUGGUACUUGGAGAAACCGAUAUCGUAAGAAAUUUCCCAGCUUGUCUAGUGGGAUUACAUCCGGAGUUUCUAAUCUCUACACUGUGGGUUCCAGUCAGAAAACUGGUGUAGCGAAUGAGAAGAAUGUUGUGAUACACAUAGACAUGGACUGCUUCUUUGUUUCAGUAGUCAUCAGGAACCGUCCUGAGUUACAUGGGAAACCUGUUGCCGUCUGUCAUUCAGAUAAUCCCCGAGGCACAGCUGAAAUUUCAUCAGCCAAUUAUCCCGCCCGAGAAUAUGGAGUGAGGGCAGGAAUGUUCGUCAAAGAUGCAAAGAUUAGGUGCCCUCAGCUUGUAAUUGUUCCAUAUGACUUCAGAGCUUAUGAGAUGGUUGCAGAUCAGUUUUAUGACAUUCUUCACAAUCACUGCAACAAAGUGCAGGCUGUGAGCUGUGACGAAGCAUUCUUGGAUGUAUCUGACUCAAAAGUGGGGGACUAUGAGCUUUUAGCCUCGAUAAUCAGAAAGGAGAUUCUUAACACCACAGGAUGCACUGCUAGUGCAGGAAUUGCAGAAAAUAUGCUUAUGGCUUGCCUUGCCACAAGAACUGCAAAACCUGACGGGCAGUUCCAUAUUCCUCCUGGAAAGGUGGAUGAUUAUUUAUACACACUUCCUGUUAAGGCACUUCCUGGUAUUGGACAUGUUUUGGAAGAGAAAUUGAAGAAAAAACAAAUUAGAAUAUGUGGCCAAUUGCGUCCAAUUGCCAAGGAGUCCCUUCAAAAGGAUUUUGGAAUGAAAACUGGAGAAAUGCUGUGGAACUAUAGUAGGGGAAUAGACAGCCGACUGGUUGGAUUGAUUCAGGAAAGCAAGUCUAUUGGGGCAGAUGUUAACUGGGGUGUCAGAUUCAAUAAUGCAAACGAUGUUCAGCAUUUUCUAACAAGUCUAUGCAAGGAGGUAGCACUUCGAUUGCAGGGAUGUGGAAUGCAAGGACGAAUUUUUACACUCAAGAUAAAGAAGAAGAAAGGUGAUGCAGGAGAGCCAAUAAAGUACAUGGGUCAUGGGGACUGCGAGAAUCUGAGCCAUACGAUAACGAUCCCAAUGGCCACAGAUGAUGUCGGCGUGCUUCAGAGGUUGGCAACUCAGCUUUUUGGACAUUUCCACAUAGAUGUUGAAGAUAUUCGAGGUGUGGCCUUACAGGUCUCAAAACUUGAAGGAGCCGGUGAUAGCAGACGUGGUAACAAACGAAAUUCCAUUCUUUCCUGGGUUUCCUCCACAUCAGCAAAGGAGCAGAACCAGAACCUAAUAAGUGAUCUUCCAAAAUGUGGUGAGUCAGAUGCUUGGAGGCCAACCAAUGGUGUGUUGUGUCAGCCAGGCUCCAGCAUGAAAGGAUCCUGUAUUGAAAUGCAAACUGGCUUGUCCAGCUCUGAAACUGGCAUUCACAAUUCCACAGGCAUUCCUCCUCUUCAAGAUCUAGAUGUGGCUGUUAUAGAGUCUUUACCCCCUGAUGUGGUUUCGGAAAUUAAUGAAAUGUAUGGCGGGAAGUUAUUAGGUUUCAUUUCUGCAAGUAAAAACAAAAUUAUCAAUACAAACAUCCAUGAUGCCUCAACAAAAAGUUACGAAGAUUCAGGUGUAGCAGUUGAGGAUAUGGGAUCUCUCUCAGGGGCACAUCUUUUGGAAUCAAAUACGGUUGCUACUGAUAAGGUAAUGGGAUGUGACAAGGAAGAAGAUCCUGAUUUGGCUGCAUCUGCUACUUUCUCUCGGAAAGAUAUCAUGCCCUCAUCUCUAAGUCAAGUAGAUUCCUCAGUGUUCCAAGAAUUGCCUGAGGAAUUCAGAAAAGACAUUAUUGAGCAUCUUGGCCAUCACCAAGGAGCAGAAUUUUUCAAAGGAGCCUUCAGUGAUGUGUCUGAUAAACAGACUGAAGUUGAAUCCUCUGACUUAAGUGGCCUUUGGGUCGGAAAUCCUCCGAAGUGGGUUAAGAAGUUCCAAAUAAGCAACUGUGGCUUGUUAACUAUUUUUGCUGAAAUAUAUCUGUCUGGAUCUGGUGGUUGUUUGUCUUCUCUACUGCAGUGCUUGAUGUGUAGGGUAUUUGUACUCACUGGAGUUGGCACUGACGGAUUUGGUAAUGAUGUUAGUUGGCUGGAUGAGCUUUUCAAGCAAUAUAUAGAUCUCAAAAUUACAACAGAUGUUGAGGAGAUCUAUGUAUGUAUAUGCCUAUUGAGAAGGUUGACUGGGAGGUUUGAGUUUCUCUUACAAGUCUACAAUGCUAUAAUGCCUCACUUGCAGGCAUCUAUGGGUGAACACUAUGGGGGCACCCUUUGCAUUCCUUUGCUGUAGAAAUUGUUUGUGCAGACCUCAUUGGCUAUGACGGAAAAUGCUAUGGCAAUGCAAGGGAAUGAGGCUGUCCAGUACACUGCCACGAACAACGCAGCAACAACGGCAGGUGGUGCUCGGUUUGUCAGGGAUAUCGGUACCCAGUAUACCUUACAGGCCAUGGAUGCCUCCACCGUCUUCAUCUGGA